UCUAUCUUGGUUAUAUUAAAGUCUUUGGUGGGGCCUUCUUUGAGCACGCACACGUCUGUGCCCGGUUGGUUAACUUUGCUAGCUCAUUGAUGGACCAUAGUAGAAGAAAAUGACAGAUUACGCUGAGGAGCAGCGAAACGAGCUGGAAGCUAUAGAGUCAAUUUACCCGGACUCGUUUACAGUGCUAUCAGAGGUGCCCACCAGCUUCACCAUCACUGUGACAUCGGACGCAGGGGAAAACGAUGAAACGAUUGAAGUGACUCUACAGUUCACCUAUGUGGAGAAGUAUCCCGAUGAGGUGCCGCUGUGGGAGAUAUACUCCCAGGAGAACCUGGAGGAUUCAGACGCAGAGGGCAUCCUCACCUUACUGCAGCAGCAGGCUGAGGAAAACCUUGGAAUGGUGAUGAUAUUCACCCUAGUUACAGCAGUUCAGGACAAACUGAACGAAUUAGUCGACGAGAUAAAAAACAGAAGAGAGGAAGAGAAGAGGCGAAAAGAGGAGGCGGCGGAGGAGGCUGAGAAGGUGCUCUUCCAAGGAACAGUGGUCACCAUCGAGAACUUCCUGUCAUGGAAAGCCAAGUUUGAGCUGGAGAUGGCUGAGUUGAGGAGGAAACGUCAGAAAGAGGAGGAACAACAGCAGGUUGGGAAGAUUAAACUAACAGGAAAAAAGCUAUUUGAGACCGAUCACAAUCUUGACACAUCAGAUAUACAGUUCCUGGAAGAUUCUGGAAACAGUGUUGAAGUGGACGAGUCCCUCUUCCAGGACCUUGAGGAACUCGACCUGGAUGAAGACGACCCUGACUUUGACCCUCUGGCACUGGGCAGUGAUGAGGACUGAACUAGGAAGAAGAGAAAGAUGCCAUGGGCAUGUUCCAGGCAGACCUGUUUUCAAAUACUAUUUAUAUUCUUUAAAAUACUUUGAGCAUUUGCUCUAGCCUGCCUGGGGUGCCAGAUGAGUGGGGAUUGCAGUGUUGCAACUAUUUUAUUGGUUCCAUUGUGCCUGGCAAGCUCAAUCAAGCCCAGAAGAAAGCAUUUGAAAUUAUUUCAAAUAGUAUUUGAAACAAGGUCCGGUCCCAGAUCAUCUUUAUUGCAGUCACGUUGUGCUGCACAGAUUCAGAUCCCCCAACGCCUGGAGAAGUGUUUUGCAUCUCAGGAACGACAUCAAUGUGAUAUAGAAUUCUUCUGAGAUGCGCAGCACGACUGUAAUAUUUACGACUUUGAACGCAACCGAUACUAACAGGAAGGGAUCAUCACAGGAAGGGGAGUCACAGUAUCUGACCAAGCACAGAGAAGAAAGACAACCAAUAACACCCACAUUUAUGUUCUAAACAUGAACUAUAACUCCAGUUGACUGUAAACACAGAAUCACCUCAAGGCAUUUAUACACCCUUGUCAAUGAAUUGAUUUAUACCCUGAUGCCAUUAAAGAUGCACUAUGCAGAAAUCUCUUCACCA
This is a messenger RNA of Salvelinus sp. IW2-2015, 1454 nucleotides long. Its product is annotated as RWD domain-containing protein 1. Gene Ontology annotation, molecular function: protein binding. Lineage: Eukaryota; Metazoa; Chordata; Actinopteri; Salmoniformes; Salmonidae. The record is from RefSeq and is a predicted model, not a curated record. Gene Ontology annotation, biological process: cytoplasmic translation.